Molecule: messenger RNA, 717 nt
Organism: Cladophialophora carrionii CBS 160.54
Lineage: Eukaryota; Fungi; Ascomycota; Eurotiomycetes; Chaetothyriales; Herpotrichiellaceae
Exons: 1
Coding region: 1-717 (238 amino acids)
Molecular function (GO): hydrolase activity
Source: RefSeq, a predicted model, not a curated record
AUGGUGCUGGUGCAACCUUCCAUCUAUGGGAACGACAACUCAUGCAUGCUACAAGCGCUCGACGAGUUGACACCGAAGCACGGACGUGCCGUGGUGGGCCUGGAUCCGAAGACGAUCGACCAUGAGACGAUGGAGAAAUGGCAUGCCGCCGGCGUGCGAGGGGCGAGACUCAAUCUCGUCAGCGUGGGACGAGAAGUCAGCGAGGACGAGCUGCGCGCCGAGCUUGAGAGUUACGCCAGGGUGUUGAAGCCUUUCAAAUGGGUUCUGCAGCUGUACAUCCCCCUGGCGCUGGCCAUGUCGCUGGUGAAUAUUGUGCCCGGUCUUGGAGUCAAGGUAUGCAUCGAUCAUUUCGGAUCGCCUGAUUUGCCUCAGCAUUUCGACCCUUCGAGGACGAUAUAUCCCUACGAUAUGCAGGGAUUCGCGUCGCUAGUGAGUCUUCUGCAGGCUGGGAAUACCUGGGUCAAGCUGUCAGCCCCGUACCGUCUUUCAAACGAUCCUGAGAUGAGAGAUCUGGACCCAGUUGGAAGGGAGUUGAUCAUCAAAGGUGUAAAUCGUGUUGUGUACGCCACGGACUGGCCGCAUACACGGUUUGACAAUAUUGAUUCGGUGCCUUUUAUCGAAAAGUGUUUUGAGUGGUGUGGUGGCGAUGAGCAUGCGAUUGACAGACUAUUUCGUGGGAACGCCGAGGAGCUUUGGGAUGUGGCUGUGGACACGUAA